AUGGUCUCAGACUGUGAAUUGGAUAAAGGAGAAAGUGCAGACCCACAUGGCAGUGAAGUGGAUUCGAACCUUAGUUCACCAUGUUGUGAGAGACUAGUCCCUUCUACUAGACCCAACCCCAUUGGUAGCGCUGCAUUUUUAUUGGCCCAACCCAAGCUUUUCGCUUACGGCCGUGAAUCCGUCAAUCAGCCCUUUUCUCCCCUUCCACAUUCGCCCUUUCGUUUCUCCGUUUCAUUCUUCUCCGUUAGCAGCGGCGGAAGAAGUUUGUUGUCGACGGUGAAUUGCAUUCUCUCGCGGAUGAAGAAGAAAACACAAAAGUCUCUGGAGGAUACCGAUGCUGCUCAAGAUUUGGAGUCUAUUAUUCAGCAGCAUAGAGUCUUCUUUGACAAGUUAAUUGAGCUCAUACCAGCCAAGUUCUAUCUACCAAUUGAUGAUGAGAAACCGUGGUUUCAGGGUCUGAGCAAGGCUGAAAAAGCUGCGGCAAAGAAAGAGACGAGGGAAAAUAUUAAGAAAUCUCGAAGGGAACGUUUGGACCCAGAGAAGCCUAGUGUCACAACGCUUGACCUGCUUAAGCAAAGCUUGGACAAAGGAAAGUUGAACGAGAGCCAUGAUGAGCAAAUGGAUGCGGAUCCUUUAACUUCAGUUUCGGGUCUUAAAGGCAAUGAUCAGUCAGUGACAUAUGAAGAACUUCGACAAAGGCUUCAUCGCAAAAUUGAAGAGUUUCGGGCAAAUCGUAACUGUGGAAAUUCCAAUAGAGAGAAGAAAAGGGAUGAGAGAAAUGUGAAGGGAGGAAUUCAGAAUAAGAAACGCAAGAGAAAUGAUGGGAAUGAAGAAAGUAAAGCUGAAUGUAAUGGGUCAAUAGAGAAAAGGAAGAAGGAUGUUGUAGAGGCUUCAAAAGACCUCAUGUUUGGCCGUGUCAAACUUGAUAAUGAGGAAAGGCAAGGGAAGAAAAAGAGAAAAAUGUCGAUACAUAACGAACUUGAAGAGGCAAAAAAACUUGAAGAAGCAAAGAAAGAUCCUGAGAAAGGUGAGGUUAUUGCAAAAAAGCAAUCAUGGAAAGCAGCGAUGGAUAGGGCUGCAGGAAUUAAGGUUCAUGAUGAUCCAAAACUGUUAGAGAAAAGCAUAAAGAAAGAGAAGAAGAGACAACAGAAAAAUUCAGAGAAAUGGAAGGAGAGAAUGGAUACCAGGGAGAAAAUGAAAGCAGAGAAACAGCAAAGAAGAUCUGAAAAUAUAGCUGAGAGGAUUCAUCAGAAGAAAAUGCGUAGAAUUGCAAAGAGGGAGAAAAAGCUUAUGCGGCCUGGUUUUGAAGGUCGCAAGGAUGGUUUCAUUAAUGAAGGUUCCGGUUAACUCAUAUUUAUGAAAGGGCUAGCUUGCUGAUUUUUGUUGUGGCUUCUUUCUUUAGCGCCACUUUCAGUAGAUACAUGAUGAUGUUUUAAGACUUGUUGCUUGAAAUACAUAGAUCAACUUUUGUUAUUCGGGGUGGGGGGUGAACAGGAUUAAAUGGCAGUUUACAACACUUCCCUAUUUUUAGUGAAACUCUUGAUCUAGAUGCUAUUGGCUAUGCCACUCGGAGACUUCGUUUUACUUGAGGUACGAACCUCUGUUUUGUAAUCCUUUUAUUACUUUUACAAAAAAAAAAAGCCAGUUUACUUCUUAGAUUGAUAAUUCUAUCUAGAUUUUAGUGUCUUCAGAUAUAAGAGAACAAGCUAGUUAUUUGAAAAGAAAAAGUUAUUGUAUGAUGAUCCAUUUGUAAUGUAAGAUGAUCCUCAAGAUGGUUGGUUACCUUUUGUAAUCUCAUUGCAAGUGAUUGUUCUCAUCAA
Molecule: messenger RNA, 1820 nt
Organism: Neltuma alba
Lineage: Eukaryota; Viridiplantae; Streptophyta; Magnoliopsida; Fabales; Fabaceae
Product: surfeit locus protein 6 homolog
Exons: 4
Coding region: 1-1347 (448 amino acids)
Biological process (GO): ribosomal small subunit biogenesis; ribosomal large subunit biogenesis
Cellular component (GO): nucleolus
Molecular function (GO): DNA binding; RNA binding
Source: RefSeq, a predicted model, not a curated record